Messenger RNA from Gordionus sp. m RMFG-2023, 1881 nucleotides. RefSeq lists its product as uncharacterized. The record is from RefSeq and is a predicted model, not a curated record. The transcript is spliced from 2 exons. Bases 1 to 1881 code for a protein of 626 amino acids. Lineage: Eukaryota; Metazoa; Nematomorpha; Gordioida; Chordodea; Parachordodidae.
AUGGAGCCCGUAAUAUGUUCUAAGAUCCCAGCCCUUACAACCAUUCGAAAUGGUAUAUUGACAGUCAAUUACGAUGUCCUUAAUCGAUAUUACAAAAAUGUAAAUAUGGACUUUUGCAAUUAUCAGGUUAUAAUAAGAAAUUAUAACAAGAGUAAUCGAGAUGACGAGACCGAAUUGGCCGCGGACAAAAUUAUUUUUAAAAAUAAUACUCUUGUAAAGGAUGAUUUUGUGUUAGUUAAGUGUUACAAUAAUAGUGGGAGAGACGUCUUCUACAGCAACACACAUGCUAACGGAGCUAUAGACGCGGAAUCUUAUCGCAAAUAUGGACCCCAACUGCUGACAAGUAUUGAUCCUAAGAACUACAGCAUAUUUUCCCCCUUUUUUGCUAGCAACAAAAGUAACCAAGUUAAGAUUAAUAUGAGCCCAAAUGUCAUUAAUGACACAGUUAGAUUUUUUAAUUAUUCGCCUAAUGAUAAUCAAAUAUUAAGCCUUCUCAUGAUUGGUAUAGAUUCAACUUCGAGAUUAAAUUUUCUUCGUGGAUUAUCCAAUACUCGUCGGUACUUGUUGUCUCAAAGAACUGAGAGCUUCACGUUCAAGGGUUAUAUUAAAGUGGGAGACAACACUUAUCCCAAUAUGUUGGCAUUGUUGACUGGUAAAUCAUUGGAGGAAUAUCCCGAAGACUUUGGUGAAGAGGAAUACUUCGAUAACUGCAGCUUUGUGUGGAAGGCCUUUAAAAAGAGUAAAAUUGACUAUUCAACCGCUUAUAUAGAAGAUAGUCCCAAUAUGGCCACCUUCAAUUACUUCAAAAAAGGAUUUUACAAUCCUCCUACCGAUUUUUAUUAUCGUCCCUUUUCAUUAGAAUCAGACAAAUUGUCUGAAAAAGAGGAAAAUUGCAUACGGGAUAAACAUGAAGUACUAGCCUUGCUGGAAUAUUCCAGGGAUUUGAUGAUCUCUUUUAAGGCUUGGCCUUACUUUUGCCUCACUUACACUAACAGACUGACCCACGAUGAAUUGAAUGGCAUUAAAUUUGUUGAUGAAAUGUUGGUUAACUACUUUACAGAUUUAUUCAAGGCUAACGCCCUUGAAAACACACUCAUCGUCAUCUUCGGAGAUCAUGGCUUGAGAUUCGGGGAAUUCCGUGAAACCUAUAUAGGUAUGAUGGAAGAACGCUUGCCGUUACUUUUUGUGUUGCCUCCAGCUUGGUUCUUGUCUAAAUACCCUUCAAUUCAUUCAAACAUGAAUAUUAAUACUGAACGUAUUUUGACACCUUUUGACGUUCACAAAACACUUUUACAUCUGAUUAAACUAAACGAACAUGGGACAUAUAUUGAUUCAAAUAUGAGUGAAGAUAUUCGUGGUUUUAGUUUUUUCGAAGAAAUCCCAUUUAACAGAAGCUGUGAAUCGGCAGAAAUCCCGUUUCAUUAUUGCCCUUGUAAUUUGAUUGGAGGUGGGUUAGCCGAUUCAAAAAGUAAGAAAUUUGAAAUUGGGGCUCAGCUCAUAGUAGCCAAAGUCAACGACUUAUUAAAACCAUUUCAUGACAAGUGUGUGACCUUGAAAUUAAACCAUAUAGCGGUUGUUAGGAUAUUCAGUAUAAACGGCCAAGAUUAUAACCCUAAUUAUACUAUCGAUUUCCAUAAUAAUAGCUAUAAUUCUAUUCGAUCUUCAAAUUUUCGAUUGUUAUUAACUGUAGAAGUUGAGCCAAGUGAGGCUUUGUUUGAAGCCUCUCUAAAGUUUAAUUCUAUAACGCAGUCGUAUGAUAAGAUCGUAGGAGACGUUUCACGGAUAAACAAGUAUGGUAAUCAAUCAUCAUGCAUAAUUGAUCAGGCUAUGAAAAAAUUUUGUUAUUGUAAAUCCAAUUUAACCAAUGACACCGUGCUCUAG